Molecule: messenger RNA, 1305 nt
Organism: Rotaria sp. Silwood2
Lineage: Eukaryota; Metazoa; Rotifera; Eurotatoria; Philodinida; Philodinidae
Source: the annotation of a GenBank genome assembly
AUGUUCAAGAGAGAUAAACGUCCAGCAGACAAUACAUCUGCAUUUUAUAAUGGAAGUUCGAGCCCAUUAGUAGAACGAAAAGACAAGGUACCUUCACCUAUAUCAUCAAAUUUUCAGGGAGUAAAUAAAGAAAUUGCUUCUGCAUUAUUGCAGUCAACAACAGAACCAGUAUCAUGGGACACAUUAGAUCCAUCUUCUGUCUAUGAUGUGCCCAUAAAUGCUGCUACGACUGCAAAAUCGUCUACUGUAACACGGCAAUCAAAACCAGUUGUUUCUUCUUCAACAUUGCAACCAUCUGCACUACAAGCAUCAUAUAAACAAGGGGCGCAAUCAGCAUCUACAGCAGCACAUCAAAUUCAAGUUGAUAAAAUGGAAGUAAUACAUAUUAUUGCAAACUAUGCAGUGGAACCUCUCGAAAUGUUACAUCUUGUCGAUCGUUGGCUUCAGCAACUUCUCGAUGAAUUUUUGCAACAAUGCGAUCAUUUUAAACAUCGAUUAGCUGAAAAAUGGCAAAAUCAAGAAUUAACAAAUAUUAAAUAUGAUGAUAACAGCGAUAAAAUUCGUAAAAUUAAUAGUGUAUACAAGGAACUAGAGAGAGCGCGUGAUACUAUACUCUCACGUGAAUCAUUUGAUGAGUUGAAUAAUUAUUUACGAACAGUUGAUGACAAUCUAGGGAAUACUACAAGAGAUGAAAUAAAAGAAAAAUUCAACUUAUUACUUCAAGAUUAUUUUCGAAUUUUACAAUGUUUACAGUUUGUAGAUACAGUAACCAAAAGUGGUAGUGCAGAUACUAAUAUCAAUGAUAUAAGGAAGAAUCUAUUGAAAUUAAAAGAAUUAAAUAAUAAACAAUCACAUACAAUCUGUAUUGUUGGCUUAGAAAAAGCUGGUAAAUCAACAUUUAUUAAUGCACUUCUUGGUUAUGAACUUUUACCAACAGCAAGUGAGCGAUGUACACAGAUACGCACCGUUCUAAAACCAACAUCUGAGGAUGAUGGCCAACAAUUGUUUGCAACUGUCAAGUUCUAUGAUGAGCAAGAAUUUGGUGUACUUUUCGAUAAAAUGACAAAGAAAACAGAUGAAAAUCAACAACAAUUCGAUCAACGUAAAGCAAAAGUAAUUGAAGAACGAGAAAUUUUGAAAGAAAAAUGUCCUGAAGAACGUUUUUAUAUUACUGGUCGAAUCGAUGAAAAUAGAGAACGUGUGGAUAUUAUGGAUCAAUUACAUAAAUAUAUAACUGGAGAAGUGUAUAUUAAUAUUAUUAAAGAAAUUGCAAUUUACACAGACAGACUACCAGGUAUUUAUUGA